Messenger RNA from Peromyscus californicus insignis, 1995 nucleotides. It is a transcript of the gene Slc35h1, whose product is annotated as solute carrier family 35 member C2. Gene Ontology annotation, biological process: UDP-glucose transmembrane transport. The transcript is spliced from 10 exons. Bases 327 to 1418 code for a protein of 363 amino acids. Lineage: Eukaryota; Metazoa; Chordata; Mammalia; Rodentia; Cricetidae. The record is from RefSeq and is a predicted model, not a curated record. Gene Ontology annotation, cellular component: endoplasmic reticulum-Golgi intermediate compartment; Golgi apparatus; cis-Golgi network. Gene Ontology annotation, molecular function: antiporter activity.
CGCCGGCUUCCGGCGGAAGUCUCUCCUCCAGCUGCCCAGUGCCCAGCUCGCGCUUCCGGCAGGAGUCUCCGGGGCGAGCGCCUAGGCGGAGCAGCAGAGCUGGGGAUCUGUGACCUGUGUAUCCAGCUAGCCAUGGAACAGUUUGGCUCUGGCCACCAGCCCCUUAGGUGAGGACUCCAUCUGGGGCCCAGUGCACAUUCCUCACCAUGGAGGUGAAGAGGACCCUUCCAGUUAGGGGAACUGUCCUUUGAGAACCGUGGUCCAGCUCUGCUGCGUCUUCCCGCCAACCAUCUUCAAGAGCGGCUCCUGUUCCUGCUGGCCCACGGAUGGGGAGGUGGGCCCUUGACGUAGCCUUUGUGUGGAAGGCCGUGCUGACGCUGGGCCUGGUCCUGCUCUACUACUGCUUCUCCAUAGGCAUCACCUUCUACAACAAAUGGCUGACAAAGAGCUUCCACUUUCCCCUCUUCAUGACCAUGCUGCACCUGGCCGUGAUCUUCCUCUUCUCGGCCCUGUCCAGGGCGCUGGUUCAGUGUUCCAGCCACAGGGCCCGAGUGGUGCUCAGCUGGACUGACUACCUCAGAAGAGUGGCCCCCACAGCACUGGCAACAGCACUGGAUGUGGGCUUGUCCAACUGGAGCUUUCUCUACAUCACCGUGUCGCUGUACACAAUGACCAAAUCGUCUGCUGUGCUGUUCAUCCUGAUCUUUUCUCUGAUCUUCAAGCUGGAGGAGCUGCGUGCAGCCCUGGUCCUGGUGGUCCUUCUCAUUGCUGGGGGCCUCUUCAUGUUUACCUAUAAGUCCACACAGUUCAACGUGGAGGGCUUUGCCUUGGUGCUGGGAGCUUCAUUCAUCGGCGGCAUCCGCUGGACCCUCACACAAAUGCUUCUGCAGAAAGCUGAUCUGGGCCUUCAGAACCCCAUUGACACCAUGUUCCACCUGCAGCCGCUCAUGUUCCUGGGCCUCUUCCCUCUCUUUGCCAUAUUUGAAGGUCUCCAUUUGUCCACCUCAGAGAAAAUCUUCCGCUUCCAGGACACAGGGCUGCUCCUGCGGGUUCUUGGGAGCCUCCUCCUUGGUGGGAUUCUGGCCUUUGGCUUAGGCUUCUCUGAGUUUCUCCUGGUCUCCAGAACAUCUAGCCUCACUCUCUCCAUCGCUGGCAUUUUUAAGGAAGUCUGCACACUGCUGUUGGCAGCUCACCUGCUGGGUGACCAGAUCAGCCUCCUGAACUGGCUGGGCUUUGCCCUCUGCCUCUCUGGCAUCUCCCUGCAUGUGGCCCUCAAGGCCCUGCAUUCCAGAGGUGAUGGUGACCCUAAGCUCUCGAAGGGCCUAGGCCCCAGCCCUGACCUGGAGCUGCUGCUCCGGAACAGCCAGAAGGAGGAAGACGAUGACGAUGAGUAUUUUGUCACCCAGGGGCAACAGUGACCAGCCCAGGAGCAGCGGAAACAGGCCACUCUACAGUCAGCGCUGCUGGUGACUCUUGGUGUGGCCUGGGGGCUCAGCUGGUUCCUCAGAGCAGCUAUAAGUGUUGGCUUCAGAGUCACCUGUAGGACCGUGACUGGAGGGGGACUCCUGUCUUUCCUGUGGAGGGUGGUCCAAAAAGGAGUGCCAGGCUCACCCUGGACGCAGUGUAGCAGUGAAGGGGGCCAGUGACCUCUUCUCCACUGUUGCUCUGGCUCCAAGAGCCAGGAUGAACUUCAGGUGUGUGGUGGUUUCUCUUCCUGGGUUUGGACUGCAGGGCAUCUGGGAAGGAGUCGUGGAGAGGCUGGGCCUCAUCACCUGGACAGUGGCUUCCACAGAGAGUAGAUUUAUUUAUAGUUGAAGUAAUGAUUUCCUUCUGUACUGCGCAGUGUUGCCUGAGGCAGGAGAGCAAGGAGAGCCCCGGGCCUGGCCUCUCCUUCUCAUGCCCUCUGUAGCUCAUGCCUCUGUUUGUGCCCCAGACCGCAUCCUUGGGGCCACACUAUGGACCCACCACCAGAAAUAAAUGGGUGUUUGCUCAGUA